Molecule: messenger RNA, 409 nt
Organism: Aspergillus pseudotamarii
Lineage: Eukaryota; Fungi; Ascomycota; Eurotiomycetes; Eurotiales; Aspergillaceae
Exons: 1
Coding region: 106-354 (82 amino acids)
Source: RefSeq, a predicted model, not a curated record
CCAAAUUCCACCUACCACCUCCAUAACUCAAAUAUGAUUGAUUGAGUGAUCGAGCAUCACAUUAUCCAUAGCCAGAUAAAUAAAAAAUCAAUUGAAAGAUCCAAAAUGAUCCACCUCAAACUCACAAUCCCCAAACCCAUCAAGAAACCCGUCAUCGAAACCCUAACAGCCCGACUAAAGUCCAUCGACGAAGACUUUAACCUCACAUCCAUCGAUCAGCGAUUCGCGGAAGCGUUCUACGAUUGUCCGGAUUCGAGCGAAUCAGAAUUAGACGUUGUCCGCGCGGAUAUCCAACAAUUGAUGAAAGAUCCGAACCCGCUGAUUCGUGGAUAUACAAUUGAUCAUCACUGGUAGUUUGGGGGGGUCUGAGUACGGAGUACGGAGUAAUUGGACUGGGGUUUGAGGCUGG